AUGGGCCUCAUAAAUGUUUACAUCUUGCGAGACUGGAACAAGCACUGGAUUGACAUAUGCAAGGAUUUCGCUUUCGAUCGCCGCCAGAAGGCCGCCGGUAUCAGUGAAGCCGAUUCACCCUGUUCCCUAGAUUGCUACAAACUCCAUAAGGAUGCGGGAGAUUGUCAGCGACCAUCAGCACCUUUGUCGGAUACACCCAGUGAUGAUGAGUUGGCUAACCGUGUUCCUUUGGAUCUUGGUGACGACUCCUCCGACUAUGUUCCAACUCGCCUCCUGGAAGGACUUCGAUAUUCGGAACGUCUAAAGGAACUUCUUCAUAACAAGCAUCUGCGACAGUAUCUCGCGGCACUAGACUGCUCUCGCCAUCCCGCCAAAGCUAUUGAAAAAGCCAUGAAAGAACCCCUUUUCAUCGAAUUUGCCGACGAAUGCCUCAGGAUUUUGAAUCCCGAACAAGAAGUAUCGACUGAGAGCUAG
Molecule: messenger RNA, 474 nt
Organism: Dibothriocephalus latus
Lineage: Eukaryota; Metazoa; Platyhelminthes; Cestoda; Diphyllobothriidea; Diphyllobothriidae
Source: the annotation of a GenBank genome assembly